Protopolystoma xenopodis is the source of this 693-nucleotide messenger RNA. The record is from the annotation of a GenBank genome assembly. NCBI's taxonomy places the organism in Eukaryota, Metazoa, Platyhelminthes, Monogenea, Polystomatidea, Polystomatidae.
AUGAUCCCAGCCACAAUGACUUAUUGUCUAUCCAAUGCUGCGCCUAGUCAGUCUGCAUCGAAACUCCUUCUAUCCGAUCAGAAUACUUCAUCGGCCUCCCUUCAGAAGCAUCCGCAUAAUGUUGUCCUAAAUGAUUCACCUAGUACCACCACUGACGCCCCUAUAUUCAUUGAUCUCGACUUGCUUGAGCCAGAUUGUUCUGCCAAAACUGGCACCAGCACUUCACCAAUUGAUUUUGCGAUCAGGGCCGACUUAUCCAAUUCUGGCUCAGCCCGAAGUAUUCCUGAGGACCAUGUCUCAGAACAAAUUCUUCCAAAUUCAGUUUUACAUCCCGUGUCUCCCGUACCUGCUUCUCCUCGUUCUUCGUCCGCCACCGGCGAUAUCACAUCUUCGAUUCCACAUGAUCUUUCGCUGACUCCCACUCUUAUCUCCUCUUUACCUGCAGCAACGGAUCCACCAAUUACUUCUGCAGAUCACACAUCACUUCAUGAGUCAGAUGACCAUGUUUUAACUCCGAUUCUAACUCAUAGGUCUCCCAGUUUUAAAGACCUACCUGAAGAAGUUUCACGUUUAUCUCCCUCACAAACAAGCCUCAUUUCACUCGACUCAAAUUGUUUUGACGAUAGUUCAACCACUCAUCCGAAGGAUAGUGUCGUCAAUGCUUCAUUUUCUUUCCUUCCCUCUAUUUCUUAG